AUGCUCGCCGAAUACAAUGCCCUGCUCCGAAACAACACCUGGCUCCUUGUUCCACCUGCAACUGAUCAAAAUCUCAUCUCCUGCAAAUGGAUUUUCCGUAUCAAAACUCAGCCAGAUGAUUCCAUCGAGCGCUACAAAGCCCGCCUUGUCGCUCGCGGCUUCCAGCAGCGCCCGGGCAUUGACUUCGGCAAAACAUACAGUCCCGUCCUCAAACCCACAACUCUUCGGCUCAUCCUCUCUCUCGCCGUGUCACAGAAUUGGCCAGUGCGUCAAUUGGACAUCGCCAAUGCCUUCCUCCAUGGCAGCCUCUCUGAACCUGUUAAUAUGCAAAAACCGCCCGGAUUUGUCGACCAAGCUCGACCCGACCACGUCUGCCAUCUCCGGAAGUCACUCUACGGCCUAAAACAAGCGCUGCGAGCCUGGUUCCAUUGUCUUCGUCAAGCACUGGAGUCCUAUGGGUUCAAGGGGUCCAAAACCGACCCCUCCUUGUUCAUCCUCCGCCGCGGCGCCAUUCGUCUCUAUUUCCUUGUCUAUGUGGGUGACAUUUUGCUAACCGGGAAUCAAGGCUCCGCCUUGCACCCGCUUCUUCUCUUUUUGCAGGGAAAGUUUGUAGUUCGGGAUCUCGGUCGUCUAAACUACUUCCUCGGCGUCCAAGCCCAUUGGACUCCGACGGGUCUUCUGCUCACCCAACAAAGAUACAUCCAAGCUAUUCUUGACCGAGCCAAGAUGAGUAAUGCGAACUCCCUCUCCACACCGGCUGCCCCGGCCACGAAGGACCCCGAUAUGACCCCCUUCAGUGACCCAUCCUUAUAUCGCCAGAUCGUCGGAGCUCUUCAAUACCUCCAGUUCACUCGCCCAGACAUCUCACAUGCAGUGAAUUUCUCGGCGCAACAUAUGCACAACCCAUUGCAGCAUCACUGGUCUGAUGUCAAGAGAAUUCACCUCAACGGUACUUCUACCCAUGGCCUCUUCUUCAACAACACUUCUCCAUUGCUUCUCUCAGGCUACUAUGACGCGGCAUGGGCAAACUCCGUUCUUGAUCGUCGAUCAACCACCGGAUAUGCUGUCUACCUCGGCUGUCAUCUCAUCUCCUGA
Molecule: messenger RNA, 1095 nt
Organism: Linum trigynum
Lineage: Eukaryota; Viridiplantae; Streptophyta; Magnoliopsida; Malpighiales; Linaceae
Source: the annotation of a GenBank genome assembly